AUGUCCGACUCAAAAGCCGCUCUCCUCUCGCAAUCCGAACCCAUCGACCCCCCACCAGCCUACGAUGCAACAGACAACAAGCCACCAGCACGCACACCCCUCCCCCGCCCACCACCGCUCUCCCUCCCGGUGCUCAACGAGCUCCGCAGCAAGCGAGUCAUCCUCGCCUCCCAAUCCCCACGCCGCAGACAAAUCAUGUCCCACCUCGGCCUGCCUAAUCUAGAGAUCAUCCCGUCCAACGCAGAAGAGGAUUUCCCUAAGACAAUGGAGCCAUUUGAGUACGUGCUUGCCACGGCUACGAAGAAGGCGCAAGCGGUCUACGAACAGGAGAUCAUGAAUGAGGAGAAGGGCGAGCCGGCGCUGAUUCUCGCGGCGGACACCAUCGUCGUGGAUUCGGCUACUGGGACGAUUCUUGAGAAGCCGCGCUCCGAGGCGCAGCAUCUUGCCAUGUUGAAGUCGUUACGGGAUAACCGUGACCAUAAGGUGUUUACGGCCAUGGCGGCUAUGGCGCCGUUGGUUAGUGCGCGGCAGCCGGGGUAUGCGCUUGAGACGGCGCUGGAGGAGACGAGGGUGCGGUUUGAUGGGGAGGUUACGGAUGAGCUGAUCUUGGCUUAUGUGCGGACUAGGGAGGGGGCGGAUAAGGCUGGUGGGUAUGGGUUGCAGGGGUUGGGGUCGAUUUUGGUAGAGAGUAUCGAGGGGAGCUGGGAUAAUGUGGUGGGGUUGCCGUUGAAGUCGGCUUUGAAGUUGAUUGAGACGGUGGUUGAGAAGGCUGAUGAUGAUGAUCGGCUGUCGGGUGGUCUUGAGGAAGAACUGGAAGAGGAGAGCGAUUAG
This is a messenger RNA of Aspergillus oryzae RIB40, 831 nucleotides long. RefSeq names its product nucleotide diphosphatase. The transcript has a single exon. The record is from RefSeq and is a predicted model, not a curated record. Lineage: Eukaryota; Fungi; Ascomycota; Eurotiomycetes; Eurotiales; Aspergillaceae. Gene Ontology annotation, molecular function: nucleoside triphosphate diphosphatase activity. The coding region runs from base 1 to 831 and encodes 276 amino acids.